Molecule: messenger RNA, 1083 nt
Organism: Acanthosepion pharaonis
Lineage: Eukaryota; Metazoa; Mollusca; Cephalopoda; Sepiida; Sepiidae
Source: the annotation of a GenBank genome assembly
AUGAUGGAAGAGGUUUUAGAUAUCGAUGGAUCUGUUUAUGAGGGUGGUGGACAAAUCCUUCGCAAUGCUAUUGCUUUCAGUUGUUUAUUACAACGCCGUAUUCGUGUUUGGAAUAUCCGUGCUGGCAGAAGUAAUUCUGGUCUCAGACCUCAACAUUUGACUGGAAUCCAGUUAAUAGAAUGGAUGUCACGGGGCAGAUUAGAAGGUGCUACAAUCGGAUCCACAGAAAUAACAUUUCAUCCAGCAUUUGUGAAUGGUGGUCAAUAUGAAGCUGAUACUAAAACUGCUGGGAGUGUUUGUUUGUUGAUGCAAGCUGCUGUUCCAUGUAUGAUGUUUGGAAAUGGUCCAAUUGAACUACGUUUAUUGGGUGGAACCAAUGCAGAAAUGGCACCACAGAUUGACUAUCAAAUAAUGGUCUUUAAGCCAAUAGCUGAAAAAUUUGGUGUCCGUUUUAACUGUGAUAUAAAGAGAAGAGGUUAUUACCCCAAAGGAGGGGGAGAAGUAUUUAUUCGCUCUCAACCUGUAAAGUAUCUUCAAUCUGUAAAUAUGACAAAUGCUGGACAAGUGACCAGGAUCUAUGGUCGAUCAUUUGUUGCUGGGCAACUUCCUCCAAAGGUUGCGCAUAUCAUGGCUGAACAUGCAAAAUCUACUUUGAAGCAAAAGAUGCCAAAUAUUCCAAUUCAUAUAGAUGUGCUUAAAGAACCUAACCACCUGGCUGUGGGGACAGCUUCAGGGAUCAUUGUUGUCGCAGAAACAACAACAGGAUGCCUUCUUGCAGGAUCAGGACUUGGCAAAAAAGGACGGUCUGCUGAAGAUGUAGGCUACCAGGCAGCUUCAAGUCUCCUUGACAAUCUUCAUCAUGGUGGGUGUGUGGAUGAUUACCUACAAGAUCAGAUCAUAAUUCUGAUGGCUUUAGCGAAAGGAAAGUCUUGUAUUCGAUCUGGGCCACUGACUCUGCAUACAGAGACAGCAAUCCAUGUAGCUAAACUACUCACUCAGGCAAAAUUUACUGUAAAAAACUUGUCCCAAACACAGACAAUAAUUGAAUGUGAAGGAAUUGGGUUAGUGAACAAUGGAAUUUGA